AUGGCCGACGACGCCACCUAUAACAUGGCCAAGCUUCAGCUUGACGAUGUGACCGGCGAGAUGGUGUCCAAGUCUGAGCUCAAGAAGCGCCAGCAGAAGCGAGCUAGGAAGGCUGCGCAGGAGAAAGUCCGCCAGGAGAAAGCAGCUGCCGGCCCAGCCCAGAGACCAGCAGCUCCAGCUCCAAAGCCAGAAGAGGUUCCUACCGAUCCCGAAGCCAUGUUCAAGCUGGGCUUCCUCCAUGACGUCUACGCCGAACGGCCGGAAAAGAAGGUAGUCACUCGUUUUCCGCCAGAACCCAACGGAUAUCUGCACAUUGGCCAUGCCAAAGCGAUUGCGGUCAAUUUUGGCUUUGCCAAGUACCAUGGUGGCGUGUGCUACCUGCGAUUCGAUGACACAAAUCCAGAGAAGGAAAAAGAGGAAUUCUACACUUCGAUCCAGGAAGUUAUAAAAUGGCUAGGAUUUGAACCAUACGAGAUCACAUACUCCAGCGACCACUUUGGAAAGCUUUAUGAGCUUGCGGAGAAGCUGAUCAGUCUGGGCAAGGCCUACGUUUGUUCAUGCAAUGAUACCGAGUUGAAGCUUCAGCGAGGGGGCGAAAAAGGGGCAACCCCUAGAUACCGCUGUCAGCACGCCGAGCAGACCCCUCAGGACAACCUGACCAAAUUCCGAGACAUGCGUGAUGGCAAGUACAAGCCCAGAGAGGUAUUCCUCCGCAUGAAGCAGGACAUCACAGAUGGCAACCCACAAAUGUGGGAUCUGGCCGCGUACCGAAUCAAAACGGACGAGCCCCAUCACCGUACUGGCUGGGAUUGGAAAAUCUACCCAACUUACGACUUCACACACUGCUUGUGCGACAGCUUCGAGGGAAUUACGCACUCACUGUGUACCACCGAGUUCAUCCUUAGCCGUGUGUCGUACGAGUGGCUCAACAAGUCGCUCGGGGUUUACGAACCUAUGCAGAGAGAGUAUGGACGUCUCAACCUGACUGGUACUGUGCUGUCAAAGCGAAAGAUCUCGAAGCUCGUUGACGAGAAGAUUGUGAGGGCUUGGGAUGACCCAAGACUCUACACUUUGAUCGGCAUCCGUCGACGUGGUGUCCCCCCCGGUGCCGUUCUAAAUUUCGUCAAUGAACUUGGCGUCACGACGAACAUCACGACCAUACCUACCAACCGAUUCGAGCAGAUAAUUCGAAAAUAUUUGGAAAAGUCUGUUCCUAAGCUGAUGAUGGUUCUCGACCCGGUGCCCUUGGUUAUCGAAGAUGCUGAGGCUGUGGACAUAGAGUUGCCUUUUUCUGAUCGAGCUGAGAUGGGAUCUCGCAGAAUUCGUUUCACGCCAACCGUUUACAUUGAUCGGUCGGAUUUCAGAGAAGUGGACAGCGAGAACUAUUUCCGUUUGGCUCCUGGAAAGACUGUUGGCUUGCUCAACGCCCCGUAUCCUGUCAAGGCUGUAUCUUUUACCAAAGACGAAACCACAGGAGAGGUGACAGAAAUCCGCGGCGUCUUUGAUAAGGGGAUCAAAAAGGCCAAGGCGUAUAUCCAGUGGGUUGGCACCGAAUGCUCACGGAAGGUAGAAGCCCGCGUCUACAAUGCCCUGUUCAAGUCAGAAAAACCAGACGAUGCGGAAGGGGGUUUUUUGAACGAUUUGAACCCGGACAGCGAGGUGAUCUACCCCAAUGCCGUAGUCGAGUCAGGAUUUGAUGAGGUCAAACGUCGAGCGCCAUGGCCCGAAGCUGCCGGUGAGAGUGAGCUUGGCAAGGGAGGUCCCGAGAGCGUGCGUUUUCAGGCUAUGCGUGUGGGGUACUUUGCAAUGGAUUCGGACAGUACUGAAGACAGAAUUGUACUGAACCGGAUUGUGAGCUUGAAGGAAGAUGUCGGCAAGAAAGAGUAA
Messenger RNA from Metarhizium album ARSEF 1941, 1887 nucleotides. Its product is annotated as glutaminyl-tRNA synthetase. The record is from RefSeq and is a predicted model, not a curated record. Gene Ontology annotation, cellular component: cytoplasm; cytosol. The coding region runs from base 1 to 1887 and encodes 628 amino acids. Gene Ontology annotation, molecular function: glutamine-tRNA ligase activity; ATP binding. The transcript is spliced from 3 exons. NCBI's taxonomy places the organism in Eukaryota, Fungi, Ascomycota, Sordariomycetes, Hypocreales, Clavicipitaceae. Gene Ontology annotation, biological process: translation; glutaminyl-tRNA aminoacylation.